GGGAGGCGCAGGCGCAGCGGGGACGGCCGCGGGGCCCGCGGGGCGGGCGGUCGCUAGAGUUCCGUUGCCCCGCCUGCCGGUUGCUAGGAGGCGGGACGCCUGCCAGGAGGAGGGUGCGGGCGUCGGGCCGUCUCUUUCCGGAGCCUGGCCGGGCCGAGGGCAGCGCGGCCGCCCGGGCCUGCAGGCGGCUAUGGAGCCGGGAAAGAGAAGAACCAAAGAUGAUACUUGGAAAGCAGAUGACCUCAGAAAACACCUUUGGGCGGCGCAGUCAGCCAGCUCCAAGGACGAGAAGAAACACAGAGACAAGAAGCUGCCCAAGGAAUCAGAAGCGGACCUCGCAGAAUACAAAGGGCACAAACCCAGGGACCCAGACCAGGACGCCAGGCACCGAGACAGGGUGUCUGGGAGGGAUGGCCCUGCUCCCCGGGAGCACCCCCAUGGGGACAGGGACAGGAGGAAGGACAGGGACAAGGCCAAGGAGAGACACCGGGAGCAGGAGGCCGAGAAGGCCCACGGCAGAGGGAAGGACCGCGAGAAGGAGAAGGAGCGAGAGCGCCGGGCUCGGCGGGAGGAGCUGAGGCAGGUGGCCGUGCACCACCACCUGCUGGGCCGCGAGGUGCGAGGGUGGCCGCCGCCCGACAGGCCGGAGCGCAGGCGGGCAGUAAGUAAAGCAAGAGUUGAAGAGAGGGACCUGAGAGACGAAGACUCUGAAAGAGGAGACGAGAGAGAAAGAAGAUACCGGGAAAGAAAGCUGCAGUACGGUGACAGCAGAGACAACCCCCUCAAGUACUGGCUGUACAAGGAGGAAGACGAGCGACGACACAGGAAGCCGAAAGAGCCAGACCAAGGAAGGAAACACCCUCGCGAAAAAAGCAGCACACGGGAGAGAAGAGACAAGGACUGGAAGGAGAAAAGUCACUCGUUCUCUGACAGGGAGGGCGAAGACAGACACAAAGAAAAACGCCGAAACGAAGGCUUUCACUUUGAGGACGAGAAGCCCCGAGGCCACGUGGACAAGAAGGAGCCCAGGAGGAGGGAGGCCAAGGAUGAUGAACACAGAAAUCGAGGCGCAAGUUCAAGGAGAGAAGGGAUUGGCAGCCAGCAUGCAGAGAAUUUAGCGAGGAGUAGUGGAAAAGAUAAAGACUCGAGAAGAAAGGAAGUUGAAAAGGAAGACAUUGAUUUAGAAAGUGCUGGAGCUGAUGAAUAUACAGCCAGUUUUGAGGAUGAUUUUGAAGACUAUGAGGACGACUUUGAGGUCUGUUCUGGGGAUGAUGUUGGCGCGGACGAGCCCGAGUCAGGAGAAGCGGUGGAGGAGCUCCCCCCAGCCAGGAGGCGGGAGAUUCAGGAGAUUCAGAGAGCCAUUCACGCGGAGAACGAGCGCAUCGGCCAGCUGUCCUCGAGGCUGCUGGAGACGCAGGACCAGCCAGUUCAAGCCAGGGGCCCAGGGCCAGAUGCAAACAGUUCCCCUUCCAAAACCCCUGUUUGUGGAAUUUUCGUGGAUUUUGCAACAGCCUCACACCGUCAAAAGAGUCGGACUCAGGCCCUUAAGCAAAAGACACGCAGCACCAAGCUGCUCAGGCUCAUCGACCUAGACUUCUCGUCCUCCUUCUCCCUCUUGGACCUCCUGCCCGUGAGCGAGUAUGACAGGUACAUCAGGAGCUUCGGGAGGAAAAACACCAAGCAGGCCUACGUUCAGUGUAAUGAAGAUCGUGUGGAAAGGGACGCCCAGACUGAGGAGGUCGAGACCCGGGAGGCGUGGACGCAGCACCCAGGGGAAGGCGCAGCCGUGUCUGGGGGGAGUGAGCAGAGCGACCCCUGUGACGGGGCCAUCGUCCCGAAGGUCGACACGCCCCGGCUGUCCAGCUUCCUCCGGGCAGCCUGCCAGGUGAUGGCGGUUUUGCUGGAGGAGGACCGCGCGGCAGCUGGGCCGAACUGGACCCCGCUGGCACAGGAGGGCACCCUGCCGUUCAGCGAUAGCUGCGCCCCGCUGAACACCAGCCUGCCCUUCCUUCAGCACCGAAGAGUGUGCUGCCUGCAUGCCUCUCAAGUUCAUAGGCGGACGGUGGUGUCCGUCCACGGGCUGCCUGGCAAGGCCGUCUCGCCCCUGCUGGACAGCAGAUACGUGCUCUGUGUGUGGGACAUCUGGCAGCCCUCGGGGCCUCAGAAGACCCUGAUAAGCGAGUCAGAGGUCACGUGCUGCUGCUUUAGCCCCUUGAAAGCCUGUUUGCUGUUUGCCGGAACCGCGCAUGGCACGGUGGUCGUGUGGGAUCUGAGAGAAGAUUCCAGGAUCCAUCGUUACGUGAAGCUGAGCGAGGGCUUCUGGACGUUCAGGACCCCAACUUUUUCCACGGAUGGCGUCCUCACCGCUGUCAACCACCAAAGUCCCCUCCAAGCAGUAGAGCCGGUCUCAGCAUCCGUCUGCAAAAGACAGAGCUCCGUGCUGUCACCUUUCUCUACUCAAGAAGACCCGGCGUGUUUGUCCUCCCACAUUGCCUCGCUGGAUGAGAGCGGCGUCCUCAACCUGUGGGUGGUCGUCGAAUUACCAAAGGCAGAUAUUGCAGGUUCACUGCGUGACUUAGGCUUGAUACCUGGAGGUAGGAUAAAAUUGGUGCACGGUGCCGUGAUUCAGCUGAGCGACAGCCUUUCCUGUAAAGGGUGUGAACCUUGGUCCGCGCAGACGCUGACGGUUAAGUUCCUGCCCUCAGACCCUAACCGCUUCGUCGUUGGCACAGACUUGGGCCUCAUCAGCCACGGCUCCAGGCAGGACUCGAGGGCGUCCCCCAGACUGUUCCGACCCCAGCAGCCGGGCGUGAGGCCGGUGAGAGUGACCGCAAUCGACUUCUCACCGUUCGGAGAACCCGUGUUUCUGGCCGGCUGUUCCGACGGGAGCAUCCGCCUGCACCAGCUGGCGGCCGAGCGCCCCCUCCUGCAGUGGGAGGACAGCACCGGCGGCCGUGCGGUCACCGGCCUGCGCUGGGCCCCGACCAGACCUGCUGUGUUCCUGGUCCAGGACGACGCAUCCUGUGUGUACAUUUGGGACCUCCUGGAAAGCGAUUUGGGUCCUGUAGCCAAGCACCCCGUCUCUCCAGACAAGCUGGUGGCCAUGACCGUCGUGGGGGAAGCAGAGAAGACCCGCGGCAGCUUCCUGGCGUUGGUGCUGGCCAGAGCCUCGGGCCGCGUGGACAUCCAGUACCUGAAGCAGGAGUGGGCGGCCCCGGCAGGCGAGGAGCAGCGGAGGCUGCGGCUGCUUCUGCAGGAGGCCCUGUAGGAGGCAGGGGCCUGGGGGGCCAGCAUGUGCUGUCCAGGGCAGGGCCCAGGGCGACCCAGAUGUCACACCCAUGCGUGUCCCUUCCUGUGGCUAGAAGGCAGGUGUCAGUACGCAAGUCACUUUCCAAGAACGUCCCUUCCGUAACACCAUGAAUAAAUCGCUAUUUUUGAAUGGAAA
This is a messenger RNA of Phacochoerus africanus (Common warthog), 3445 nucleotides long. It is a transcript of the gene DYNC2I1, whose product is annotated as dynein 2 intermediate chain 1. Gene Ontology annotation, biological process: intraciliary transport. The record is from RefSeq and is a predicted model, not a curated record. The transcript has 24 exons. Lineage: Eukaryota; Metazoa; Chordata; Mammalia; Artiodactyla; Suidae. Gene Ontology annotation, molecular function: dynein heavy chain binding; dynein light chain binding. Bases 191 to 3268 code for a protein of 1025 amino acids. Gene Ontology annotation, cellular component: cytoplasmic dynein complex.